This is a messenger RNA of Aureobasidium musti, 900 nucleotides long. NCBI's taxonomy places the organism in Eukaryota, Fungi, Ascomycota, Dothideomycetes, Dothideales, Saccotheciaceae. The record is from the annotation of a GenBank genome assembly.
AUGGCCGACUAUGCUCCACCUCCGGGUCCACCUCCACCUCGCGUCCCUGAAGGCUGGAAGGCUCAGUGGAAUGACCAGUACAAGGAGUGGUUCUACGUGAACCUACACACCAAGCAAUCUCAAUGGGAGAAGCCCACUGAACCUGCGUAUGCUUCGUCAGGCGGCCCUCCUUCAGGCGCUCCUCCAGGCUACGACAACCACCAGUCCCAGUACACUGGCCCCGAGAAGGGUGGCUACGGUUCAAACAACCCUUACGGCGGCUCUUCGAUUCACUCGGCCGGCUCAUCACACAAUGUCAACGACGAUGAGGCCCUCGCUCGCAAGCUCCAGGCUGAGGAAGAAGCUCGCGCCCGCCAGUCGGGCCAGUCCACAGCCCGCACAGGCGCAUCCGACUCCUACUACGGCUCUGGUGCUCCUCAGUACCAGUCCCAAGGUCCUCAGUACCAAUCUCAAACUCCUCAGUACCAGUCCCAGCCCCAAUAUUCAAACGACCUGCCACCCCGCGAUCAGGACCGUGGUAAGAAAGGCGGUCUCUUUGGCAAGCUGCUUGGCAAGGCCUCAGGCUCGAGCUCACGUCCCCAGCAAGGCUAUCCUUCAGGUGGCAUGAUGGGUGGUGGCUAUCCUCAACAGCAAUACGGCGGAUACCCUCAGCAAGGCUAUGGAGGCUACCCACCCCAGCAAAUGUACGGACAGCCGCAACGUAAGACUGGUGGCGGUAUGGGCAUGGGUGGCAUGGCCUUGGGUGCCGGUGCCGGUCUGCUCGGUGGUGCUUUGCUGAUGGACGGCAUCGACCACAUGGAAGACAACGCCUACGAUCAAGGUUACGAGAAUGGAGGCGGUGGUGAUGACUAUGGCAAUGACGACUUUGGCGGCGGUGAUGACGGUGGCGGUGACUUCUGA